AUGGCUGAAAAGUACCAAGGUCAACCACCGUUGGAGACGGUACACAAGCUAUUAGAUGAGCUUGCAAAUCUUGACAAGUUGUGUAUCACAUGGGGACAUGCAAUUGAAGAAAUCGAAGACCAGUAUGGGCAAAAAAUUAGAGUAGCAGGUGUAAAUCUUGACCUCCUGUUUUUGAAUAUUGUCUUGGUGAAAUACCAAGGUCACGCAGUAGCUUUGGGAGGUGUAUAUGAUGAUUUGCCUGCCUUUUGCGCCCAGUAUGGGGUGGAUCCUGGUUCUCUCCAAGGAGAUGCCCUAAAAGUGAUUGAAGGACUCACUAACAUGAAAAGCUACCUCGUGAAUUUUUAUGACGCCUGCGAUCGCAUGGAUAAGCAAUCUGAUACCACAGAGCAGCGAGAUAUCCUGAGAGAUCAAUGCAGCAAUGUCAUUAGCCGCUGGCUUGACCAGAAGCCACCCUGUUCUAUUGAAGAAGUGCAGGCUACCCUGAUUGAUCUCCUCAAGCAACAUGCUCGCGAUGUGCCUUUGAUAGAUGUACAGGAAGUACAGGAAGUCCCGGCAACGAAGAAGCGAUGGACAUGGAAACAAAUCAUGGAUCGCACGCGUUUUAGCAAAAAGUGA
Molecule: messenger RNA, 615 nt
Organism: Talaromyces rugulosus
Lineage: Eukaryota; Fungi; Ascomycota; Eurotiomycetes; Eurotiales; Trichocomaceae
Exons: 1
Coding region: 1-615 (204 amino acids)
Source: RefSeq, a predicted model, not a curated record